AUGGGCACGUCCAAACAGCAACAAUCCGCCAAUGUAAACAUCCAAACAGCACCCCCUUCACCAUUAGAAUCCACAGCUCUUCUCUCGCACCCAAAGACUCGCACUCCACUCCCAAUCGCUCAGCUAACACUCAUCUGCAUCGUACGCCUCGCAGAACCAGUCGCUUCAUCACAAAUAUUUCCUUACAUCAACGAUUUGUGCGUUGAAUUUGGAUAUGCGAAGACUGAAAGCGAUGUGGGGUUCAUUAGUGGGCUCAUUGAAGCCCUCUUCGCCCUCGUCCAGCUACUCACAGUCGCACUUUGGGGCCGUCUCUCAGAUCGCAUAGGACGGAAACCGGUAGUCCUCAUUGGACUCUUAGGGGUAACAGGCGCAACCCUCCUGUUUGGCCUAUCACGCUCUUUGUGGCUCACCAUUCUCGCCCGAUGCCUGGCUGGGGGGCUGAGUGGGAACAGCGCCGUCAUACAGACGAUGAUCAGCGAGGUCACGGAUGAGAGCAACGAGAGCCAAGCCUUUCCGCUUUACAGCCUCAUGUGGACGCUCGGUUCCAUUGUCGGGCCCACCUUUGGGGGCACCCUCUCCCGCCCCGCCGAGCAGUUCCCGGACACCUUCUCAGCGCCUUUUUGGACCCAAUUCCCCUAUUUUCUGCCAUGCCUCGCCAGUGCAGGAACCACAGGCAUCAGUAUCGUCACAAGCCUAUUCUUACGGGAGACGCUGCCUCGGAAACAUACGACCCCUCCUUCAGCAGACCGCUCCCCUCAACUCCAGCCAUCCUACAGCACUCUCCCCGCCCCCGCUCCCCAGCCCACAGCAUGGCAGAUUCUUCGCUCUCCCGGCAUACCCACAGUAUUCGUCACUGCAUUUAUGAUGAUGCUCACCACCCAAGCAUGGGACGUCGUCUUCCCCCUCUUCGCAUUCACGUCUAUCCGCGCAGGCGGGCUCUCCCUCUCCGACGCGCAGAUCGGAUAUCUCCUCGCCUCCGCUGGCUUUGUUGGCGCAUGCGUCCAUCUAUUCCUCUUUCCAGCAAUGGAACGCAGAUUCGGGAUAAAGAUGUACCCCUGGCUCCUGGCGUUCCCGAUGGGGAUGUAUGCUUACGCGCCAGCACUGAAUGGCUGGCUGCGGUCGAGAGGCGGGGAACAUUGGAAGCGUGGCCAUGUAGACGUGGGGACGAUUGUCGGUGCGGGAGGCUUGUUACUCAUGGGCAGGCUUGCAGCCAUGGUCUACCCGUUGAAUAUGAUGCUAGUCAAGCGCGCCGCCCCGUCACGGGCCGGGAUGGGAAGCACGUAUGGGAUGUCGCAGAUGGUGACGAGCUUUGCGAGGACUAUUGGGCCUUGGGGUGUCUCCUCCCUGUUCGCCUUCUCAGCAGAACACAACCUCCUUGGAGGAAACCUCAUAUGGCUGGCGAUGGCUUGCGUAUCAGCCGUGGCGGUAGUUCAGAGUCUUAGAGUUGAGCGAUCCUUGGAUGGCAGAGCCCGUGAGGUGGAGAGUGAGAGUGAGGCGGGAAGAGCGGAGCAGGACAGGGAAAGGGGUACCCGUUUUGGCAGGGAUGGAGAGAGUGACGGAGGUGAGCGGGAUCAAGAGAACAGGGGAAGGGGAGACAUUCGGCAGAGGGAAAUCGCUUGGGAGCAUGAAGAGGGCGUGUGAGAGGUGAGGUAUGAGAAAUGAC
Messenger RNA from Dacryopinax primogenitus, 1663 nucleotides. RefSeq names its product MFS general substrate transporter. Gene Ontology annotation, molecular function: transmembrane transporter activity. Bases 1 to 1641 code for a protein of 546 amino acids. Lineage: Eukaryota; Fungi; Basidiomycota; Dacrymycetes; Dacrymycetales; Dacrymycetaceae. The record is from RefSeq and is a predicted model, not a curated record. Gene Ontology annotation, biological process: transmembrane transport. The transcript is spliced from 5 exons.